UUUGGCUCAAGCCGGCGGUGGAUGCCCCCUCGCCUUCUCCUGCCUUUCGCAAUGGAGGCGGCGGGCAGGCGGCAUCACCAGUCAGCAUCGUGAUCUUCCUGUUCGCGCUCCCUUGGGCGUUGCGCCGGACCGCCACCUGCAGGGGGUGAGCGGUCCUAGCACAUCGUCCCAUAGGCAGGCGGGCGAUGGCUCCUCUACGGUGCUCUCGUCCGCGGGUGCGGGGGCCUCGGGGCCGAGAGGGAACCCUCUCCCUUGGUUAGGGGGGACUGGGGCAAGGUUGGGUCAAGGUUCGUCAUCUGGAUCCUCCUCCUUCCCUGUCCCUGGGUUAGUGCGGCCUGAGGGGCCCGCUAUCUUAGCACCCCUCCCAGUCGUGGCCAAUGGCGAAGGGCCCCUGGGCUGGUGUGGAGCUUCCCUCCCUGUCCCGGAGGAACUGGUCAGGCUUUGGAUCGCUACCUCACUAGACUUAUCAGGGUACUUCGACACGGCGGACGAGGUGCGGGGCUCCUUUAGGGGCCUCGUGCCGGCAUGCCUCGAGGAGGCGGUUACUGCUUCGCAGGUAGCCAAGCGCACCUCCAGGGUUCACGUGAGCAGCCUAGCUCGGCAAAUCGUUGAUCGCCCGUGCCUAGGAUCUUCUCACGCUGCUAUGCCCUCGGCGCCGUCUUCCUCUUGGAGUGCGGCGCCUGCUACCCUAAGUAUGUCGUCGACGCCUCCUUGUGCGGCCAGGGUUGCGAGGACGAUCCGGAUGCCCAAGCAGCAGGUGGUCACGCCGAUCUCGCCUGCCCAGGAGCAGGAGGAUCGUGCCAAGUCUCGCCUGCUCUCAGAAAUCUCCGACCUCUACUUCGACAUGGGCCCGGCCGGCCUGCACUGGGACCCAGUCGCCAACGACGAGGUCGAAUCGCAGCGGGCGCUCCUCAUGAGGGGCCCCAAGCGCCUGACGGCGGCCCGUCUGGCCGCCAUCACUCGGGAAUGGCGGCACCGGGAGAAGUGGAGGAGUUCGCGAUCAUCGAUUUCGAAACGGUCCCCAUCGUCAGUUCAAUGGGGCAUCUUCCUCCAGCACGUGGCGGGCAAGGCGCCAACGGUUGCUCCAGCGCGCCUUAGUGCCUUCAGGUGGUUGCGCGCGCACCUGGGGGUCCCAUUCCCAGUCGAUGCGCCGUGUGUCAGUAGCUUUCUGCAUCCUCCAGACACGCACGUCGCGGAGCAGCGCCUGCCUUUAGCCCGGCCGACAUCUGGAACAUGGUGGCGUUGAUCCUCGAGCACGGUGCGGAGCGCACGCAUGAGCUGCAAUUGGUGCUCUUCGCCUGCCUCGCAUGCAUCCGCUUCGCCCACCUUCAGAGGUCCACGUUCACCGGAUGUCGGGAAGAUUUCAUCUUUGCCCGAUGCGCUCGGGGCAAGACUCGGCGGCAGGGAGUGCGUCUCUCUUACGCGUGGGCUGUGCCUCGGCCGAGCUUCUUUGGAAUCCACGCCUUCGGCUUCCUGGUAGAGCUCCACGCGAAACUUGGCAAGCCGUCGUUCCUCUUGCCUGCCCGCCACGAGCAGACGAGAUUCAAGAGGAUUCGGCGUUGGCAGUCGUCUCCUAUGUCACCUAACCAGGUCGUGGAGAUCAUGCGAAAGGUCGCCAAGGACGUGGGCAAAGCACCAGCCCAGGUGGCCAAGGUCACCUUCAAUUCUGCCAGGCGCUUCCUGCCAACAGCCGCUAAUGUCCUCGGCUUCGACGCCCACAUGGCGCAAGCGGUGGGCAGUUGGAUGGAGCUUCCGCACGGUCAGGGCUCCGCGGGCCAAGCCAUGCAAUUGAUGUCCACACACUACUCCGACGAGAAGGCUUUGGCAUCAGGGCAAGCCAAAUUACGAGUCCUCGAGGCCUUCGUCGAGGCAUGUCGUCACCAUGAGGCUGUUGCCUGCAUCUUAUCCGGGCGGCCCGCAAGGCUCAGCCCAGCUUCGUUGACGUGGGAAGACGUCGCAUUUCUGCACCAUCGACGUCCUCGUGGCCGUAGUCCCCCUGACGGGGUGCCCUGUCAGGAAAAGUCCACGAAGCACCGGGAGAGCAAGAAGCACAAGAAGGACAGGAAGGACGAGAGGAUUGAGGAGGUGAAGGAGCGUAAGAAGGACAUGGAGGACGAGAAGACCAGGAAGGACAAGCGGAAGACCAGCGGGGAGAAACGCAGGAAGGGCAACGUCUAGCACGCCCCGCGUCUGACUUACACGCUGGGUGUCUCCUGCUGAUCUUCGGAUCAGCAGUAGCCCCGUCUCUCUUGGCCAUGCGUUCGGCGACUCCUUCGCUGGAACGCCGCACGUCUGGUCAUGGUGUGCAUGCGAGGGUGAGUUCCAUGUGAUCCACCUGGCGUUUGCACUGCCCCCCGAGUGGGGGGCCCUUUGCCGAUGAUCAUUCUGAGCAGCCAUGGGGGGAUGCGCAUGCGCACAUGUCUCUGCUCAGCCUGGUCGCCCCUCCCGCGGGCCAUCACUUCUAGCUCGUGUGUGUGUGUGUG
Prorocentrum cordatum is the source of this 2483-nucleotide messenger RNA. The record is from the annotation of a GenBank genome assembly. NCBI's taxonomy places the organism in Eukaryota, Dinophyceae, Prorocentrales, Prorocentraceae.